Neopelma chrysocephalum (saffron-crested tyrant-manakin) is the source of this 4701-nucleotide messenger RNA. RefSeq names its product GTP-binding protein 10-like. The record is from RefSeq and is a predicted model, not a curated record. The transcript is spliced from 31 exons. The coding region runs from base 12 to 3647 and encodes 1211 amino acids. Gene Ontology annotation, molecular function: GTP binding; GTPase activity; magnesium ion binding. Gene Ontology annotation, cellular component: sperm midpiece; non-motile cilium; mitochondrion. Lineage: Eukaryota; Metazoa; Chordata; Aves; Passeriformes; Pipridae. Gene Ontology annotation, biological process: olfactory behavior; response to odorant; positive regulation of flagellated sperm motility.
GCGGCACCACCAUGUCCUCCCUGGCCGUGGUCGAGCCCCCCGCCCCACGGGCGGCCCCCCGCUCCCCGGGCCCCGGCCCCCCGCGCAGCGGCGGGGAGCGGUGCAGGAACGCCUCGGACACCGCCCAGGAUACACAGUUAAGAUCAGUGGAUUUGGAUCACGUCAUCAAACUACUCGAAGGUUCGGACUCAAAAGAUUUGGAAAAAGAGCAGCUGAAAACUCUCAAGAAGGUAGUCAAGCAUUUUGAAAAUGGGAUUCCCCUUAAAGAUUUAGAACAAAUCAUCAAAAUUCUUAACCUGUGUUCAGAAAAAACGAAGGAACAAGAAACUUUCACUGAGCCUUUAUGUGAACUUAUUAAAUUAUUUGAGUUACCAUUUCAAAAAAAGAAAUCAUCUGAUGAAGUAAACUAUUACACUGAAGUUUCAAAAUGCAUUGCACAACUGGGUUAUUUGAUGAGAGUGCCAAGCUCCCAAGUUAGAAUACAAAUUUGUAAGUGUGUUAUUAACUUUUAUAAAAUGGAGCUACCAGGAAAAGUACUUUCAGGUUACCAGCCAACAAGUGCAAGUUAUAAAAUCCAGAUGGCUGAAUUAGGAGGAUUAGCAGAAACUCUUGUUUUGUCACUAGCAUUAGUUGAAAAUCAACUUACUGAGAAGUUGUGGGUACUUAAAGCUCUCCAGCAUCUCUCCAGCUCUGGAGCAAAUUGCAGACUAAUGAUGAAGGCCCAAGCAGCCAGCAGGCUCUGUUUGUAUCUAAAUAGUGCUGAUCCCUCAGGACAGCUGGUGUUCCGCUCCUCACAUAUCCUAUGGAACCUGCUAGAAAACACCUCAAAAGAAGAAGUUGUUAAUCAGCUCAGUAGCUUGGAAUGUGUUCAUGCUUUGAAAGAAGUAUUUGUAGACGCCCUGCAUGGUUUCCGGCACUGUGAUCAUCAGCUACGGAAUGACCUCUUGGUGAUUGCCACAUUACUGGCUGAAAACCCUGCAGUACCUAUGAUUGAAAGUGGAUUUGCAAAGCUCUUAAUAGUACUUGCAACAUUUAGUGAAGUGAAAAUUCCCAAUCCCUUGGUAAAAGGUCUUAAACUUACCUACUCUUAUGAGGACUUUGAGAUGAAGAAGUUACUAUUUAACAUAAUAGGAGUCUUAUCUAAAAAUCCAUCUGCUGCACAGCUCCUCAGUGAAAAUGAUGUGAUGCCAGCUUUGCUUUAUUAUGUAAAACCAAAUCAAAAGCCUGGAUUUUAUGACUGGUCUGCUGCCCAGUAUGAAGAAUUACAGCUUCAUGCAAUUGCUGUUUUAGCUGCAGUGGCUCCUGUGUUAAUAGAUAAAUAUUUGUCCUGCCAAGCGAAUACUCUUCUCCUUGUGUUUCUAGAAUGGUGUAUAGGCCAAGAUCCUUUCUUUGGUCAAGGUAACAGUUUCCAUGGAACAGGUGGUCGUGGCAACAAACUUGCGCAAAUGCGCUACAGCCUCAGAGUGCUGAGAAUUGUUGCCUCCAUUUACGAUGAUGCUGUGAACCUUAAUUUGUGUGACCAGGGAGCAAUUAGCCAGCUACUGGACAUCCUAAAGUAUGCAGCAAACAAAUCUAAAGAGAAAGAAGAUGUCAUUCUACUGGAAAUCCAAGCUGAUACAUUAUUUAUUUUGUCUGUUCUCUGUGAAAAUGAUCUUCACAGAAAGGAAGUCUUCAGCUAUGAAGGAAUUGGUAUACUUAUCCCGCUUCUUAAGAUGGAUUCAAAGGAGUUAUGUAGUGGAUUAGGCCACAGUUACCUCCUCUUCAGUGCACUCGACUGCGUGUGGUCCUGUGUCACUGGAUGUUACAUUGCAGAGGAUCAUUUUCUUGAAAAACAGGGCAUUUUUCAUCUUCUGGAUUUGUUGGCAUUAAAGGAAAAGAACCUGUGCAAUAUAAUUCUUGGAAUCUUGGUUGAAUUUUGUGGCAACCCUAAAACCACUUUGCACAUCAAUACCUGGCGAGGGGAGAAAGCUCAAACAGCAGCUAGCCUUCUAAUACAGUUAUGGAGACAGGAGGAGCUGGAGCUGGGAGUCAGACGUGAUCAAUAUGGAAGGGUUGUUGACAUGAAGAGACCUAUUGCUAGCAGCUUCCAGAGACAGCAAAAGGUCAUUCCCAUGCCUGCCAGCUGUCCCAGCUUUGCCAUCAUGGAAAUAUCAGAGAACAUGCGGGCAAAACUUUAUUCAUUAUUCUGCAAGUUGGGUUUUGAAAAUUUACCUGGCCUAUCUGCUGAGGAUUUUGUUACACUUGCUAUCAUUCGACAUUAUAUUGACUUUAAAGUUGGAGAAGUUUGGAGUGAAAUAUGUGCAGAACUAAAAGAAGAAUUCAGGCCUAUUAUGUUAGAUGAGAAUGCCUUGAAAAGCAUUUUACAGAUCCGAGCUACAUGUAAGCAGAGGGAAAUGAUAAAUAAAUCUUGGGAAAAUUUCUUGACUCGGACAUCAAACUAUGAGGCACUGAAGAAAGCAAAAAAGCUUCAGGAAAAAACAAUAGAGGCUUCCAGACCUAAAUUAAAGACUCAAACUGGAGCAGUCCAUUCUACUGAUAUUGAAGGCCUGCAUACAACAUAUGGCAACUUCGUAGACGAUUUGCGGGUCUAUGUGAGAGGAGGAACUGGUGGAAUGGGUCACCCUCGUCUGGGAGGGGAAGGAGGAAGAGGUGGUGAUGUCUGGUUUGUUGCCCGAGAAAGAAUCACCUUAAAGGGCAUUAAGGAGAAAUAUCCCCACAAGCGAUUUGUAGCUGGAACAGGAGCCAACAGCAGUGUUAGAGCUCUAAAAGGUGAAAAAGGAAAAGAUCGUGAAGUUCAUGUGCCUCCUGGAAUUUCACUUGUUACUGAUGAUGGCAAGCAGAUUGGAGAGCUUAAUGCGGCAGGAGAGAGGUUCUUAGCAGCUCGUGGAGGUCUUGGAGGCUCUUUGGCCACAAACUUUUUGCCUUGCAAAGGUCAGAAGCGAAUUAUUCAUCUUGAUUUGAAACUUAUAGCAGAUGUUGGCUUAGUUGGGUUUCCAAAUGCGGGAAAAUCAUCCUUGUUAAGCAAGAUUUCUCAUGCCAAACCUGAGAUUGCAAGUUAUGCAUUUACAACAGUACAGCCUCAAGUAGGAAAGAUCAUGUAUGCAGAUUAUAAGCAGAUUUCAGUAGCUGAUCUCCCAGGACUGAUUGAAGGUGCACAUGAGAACAGAGGGAUGGGCCACAAAUUCCUCAAACAUAUAGAAAGAACCAAACAGCUGCUUUUAGUUGUUGAUAUUUCUGGGUUUCAACUAUCCGUCAAGACUCAGUUCAGAACAGCCUUUGAAACUAUAUUGCUUCUAACAAAGGAACUGGAGCUGUACAAAGAAGAACUUAUAACAAAGCCCGCACUUCUGGCUGUUAAUAAAAUGGAUUUGCCUUGUGCAAAGGAUAACUUGAAUGAACUUAUGUCACAACUACAGAAUCCUCAGGACUUCUUACACUUACUAGAGGAAGAAAUGAUUCCUGCAAAUACACUUGAAUUCAAAGAGAUAAUUCCUAUAUCUACAUAUACUGGAGAAGGAAUUGAGGAACUAAAAGAAUAUAUAAGAAAAUCCAUAGAUGAGGAAGCAGAGCGGGAGAAUGAAGAAUAUCGGAAAAAGAAACUACUACUUUUACAAACUUCUCAAGAAGAAAAAAUGAAUAGAAGAUAGCAUUCUUGGAGGGAUCCAACACCUUUUAAUAUUUUUAGUAUGUACAUGAAGCUGUUGCUAUGCAGGCCUUCUAUUUAUUUGUUCUCUCUACCAUCACUGCCGAGUUCCCUGCUCCGUCCCAUUUGUUCCUUAGGCACUUGGGUAGAGUACAGUGGGGAAAAGGGCAAGUUUUUUUGAUUUAUGUUGGCUACCUGUUCAACAGAGUAAAGACCAAAGUUUGUGCAACUCAAAGCACAGCUCAACAACUGAUGAUCCCUGGAAUAUUUUUUGUCAAAUGAGAUGAAUGGAGGGAACGUAACCUUCAUAGGUAGCAAAGGAGCAAGUUCAACCACUCUACAUCUGAUGCCAUAGGCAUCAGAAACACAAAGGGAAAUUUCUCAUGGAGAAAUUUACCGGGGUCUGGUGUUCCUAAGGUGAACAGUAGCACAGUUCUGCUACUGUUGUAGGGUUUUUGUUGUUUUUAAGAAUUUAAAGAAAAACACAAAUAAAUGGCUGCAAGGAAAUGACUUGUAGAAGCACGAAAAGCAAGGCUGAUGUGUAAUGUUGGAGGGGUUUUUGACACCUGCUGGUGCCUACUGUAGUCCUCUUAAUUGUAAAAAUCCUGAUUCCAAAUUUCCAGGCUUUAUUUGUGAUUCCCUCCUUUUAUGGAGUCAUUGAGUAUAUGUUACUUCUUGGUGAAGAAAAUGAUUGCUUUUCAACGGAUCUAUAAAUAUUGGGGAAUAGUUAAUGUUCUAGAUUUUGUACGACAAAAGGCACACUUACAUUUUAAUUUUUUUUAAAAAAUAGAAGUCCUUUAUUGUCAGGGUAUUUUCUACUUCAGAGCUAUUAAAUGGAUACAAAGCAAAAUAAGACUGAAUACAUCAAAGGCUUCUUAGUUUGGUCUGGUUUUGUUUUGUAAGUAUAUAUAUCAAACUCUGCUUCUCUAAAUUUCGUUAAAACAGUCACUGGGAAGAAAGGUAUGGUUUCUCAUACAUUUCUUUUAUCUUUGUUAUUGGUUCCUAUUCUGAUUUUCCUCUAGUUUUACUGUGUUUGGGGCUAAUAUGUUUUCACCAAA